AAUUCGUGGAAAAUCUUUACUCCAACAAUGGCGUCCAUUCAGUCCCCAAUUUCUGCCGUAUCAUUCAACAAAGCCAAACGGCCCAGAAGGAGGAUACCCUGUGCAUCACUUUCUCCCGCUCUGAACACAAGGGCCAUGGCGAAGGAGCUGCAUUUCAACCAUGAUGGGUCCACCACGAAGAAGCUUCUGGCAGGGUUGGAACUGGUGGCAGAGCUGGUUGGGGUUACUCUGGGUCCUAAAGGAAGGAAUGUGGUGUUGCAGAAUAAGUAUGGGCCUCCCAAGAUUGUCAAUGAUGGAGAAACUGUCCUCAAACAGAUUGAAUUGGAGGAUCCUCUAGAAAAUGUUGGGGUGAAGCUGAUAAGGCAAGCUGGUGCUAAAACAAAUGAUCUUGCUGCCGGUUUGAACCCUAUCCAAAUUGCUCGCGGGAUUGAGAAGACUGCAACAGCCCUUGUUUUGGAACUCAGAUCCAUGUCAAGAGAGGUUGAGGAUAAUGAGCUUGCUGAUGUUGCUGCAGUUGGUGCAGGGAAUGACUAUGCAGUAGGAAACAUGAUUGCUGAUGCUCUUCAGCAAGUGGGAAAGAAAGGUGUUGUUACAAUUGAACAAGGAAAAAGUACCGAGAAUUGUUUACAAAUCGUGAAAGGAAUGCAAUUCAAUCGCGGAUAUAUGUCUCAUUACUUUGCAACUGAUCGAAGGAAAAGGAUAGUGGAGUUUCAUGAUUGCAAGGUAGGAGAUUGGAAACUUCUCAUUGAUCUUAAAGAGAAGCUCCCUAUUGUAAUAGUUGCAGAGAAUGUCGAGCAGGAAGCCUUGGCUCCCAUUAUAAGAAACAAACUCCGGGGUGUGCUGAAGGCAGCAGUAAUUAAGGCACCCGCCUUUGGUGAGCUCAAAAGCCAUUACUUAGACGACAUUGCUGUCCUGACCGGAGGCACUGUUAUCAGAGAUGAUGCAGGGGUGACACUAGAAAAUGCUGGCGAGGAGGUAUUGGGCUCUGCUACCAAGGUCGUGAUAACAAAAGACUCAACAUUGAUAGUUACAGAUGGAAGCACUCAGGCAGCUGUUGAUUCUAGGGUUUCCCAACUGCGCAAUCUUGUUGAGAACACUGGGGAGAAGUCAUGCAGGAAAACAUUGAAUGAAAGAAUUUCAAGGUUGUCAGGAGGCAUUGCAAUUCUCCAGGUGGGAGCACAAACUGUAAUUGAGUUGAAAGAUAAGCAACUGAGGAUUGAAGAUGCUUUAAAUGCAACUAAGGCUGCAAUUGAAGAGGGUGUGGUGGUUGGUGGUGGCUGCAGCCUUUUGAGGCUAGCUACGAAGGUUGAUGAGAUUAAGGAACAUCUUGAUAAUGACGAGCAGAAGAUUGGUGCGGAAAUCUUCCGAAGAGCUUUGAGCUAUCCCAUAAGAUUAAUAGCCAGCAAUGCAGGUGUCAAUGGUAAUGUUGUGAUAAAUCAGGUGCUGUCAAAUGAUGACCCAGGAUAUGGAUAUAAUGCUGCAAAGAACAGAUACGAGGACUUGAUAACUGCAGGGAUUAUGGAUCCAACAAAGCAGGUGGUACGAUGUUGUCUGGAGCAUUCUGCAUCAGUGGCAAAGACAUUUCUCACUUCGGAUGCUGUUGUACUCGACAUCACCGAAAAAAGGUCUCUGCCGAGGACAAUAUCGAUGCCAUCACCACCCAUUACAUCCAUCCCUGACAGACGACAAAGAGGGCUUGGACCUCUGAGAUUAUAACCACGGGACACUGCCAGAGGUUGAGGUGUAGCGUUUGAGUUUCUUCAAGCGUUCAAAUGGGAUCUCUAGCAUCAGUCAAUAGUCCGCUUGUCAAUGGCAUUCCUGCAGUUGUGAAUGGAAUUAACCUGUGACGCCAUGGGGAUCCACUGGUGGGGAGAAGAAAGAAAAGCAAACCAAUCGUGAGAUCUUAGUUUCGAUUCAUCAAAAGCACAUCAAAGCCUAGCUACGGUCCAAUUGACCUUUUGACUUGCAAAUCAUGCUUCGUGCCAUGCAUCACUAUGAUAUUAUUUACACCUAAGAAUAAAUUCACCUUAAAACAACAUUAUUGCGG
Linum tenue is the source of this 2047-nucleotide messenger RNA. NCBI's taxonomy places the organism in Eukaryota, Viridiplantae, Streptophyta, Magnoliopsida, Malpighiales, Linaceae. The record is from the annotation of a GenBank genome assembly.